Molecule: messenger RNA, 4761 nt
Organism: Xenopus laevis (African clawed frog)
Lineage: Eukaryota; Metazoa; Chordata; Amphibia; Anura; Pipidae
Gene: nfatc4.S
Product: nuclear factor of activated T cells 4 S homeolog
Exons: 10
Coding region: 605-3868 (1087 amino acids)
Biological process (GO): regulation of DNA-templated transcription; calcineurin-NFAT signaling cascade; regulation of transcription by RNA polymerase II
Cellular component (GO): nucleus; transcription regulator complex; cytoplasm
Molecular function (GO): RNA polymerase II cis-regulatory region sequence-specific DNA binding; DNA-binding transcription factor activity, RNA polymerase II-specific; DNA binding
Source: RefSeq, a predicted model, not a curated record
GGAGGUGCUGGAAAAGUUCCUUUCUUCUUUUUUUGGGUUUUCCCUGCCCUUGAACAAAAAAAAAAGAAAACUAUAAGUUUCCCAUUAAAAAGGCAGAAGGAAAAGAAUUCUGAGUGAAGGAAUGCAUAGAACAGAGCUGUGUGGGGAAGUGAAAAGCAGCAGGGGUGUGGGGAUUCUAGGAUUUGCUAGAGGAAUCCCCCCUGUCUGCGUGCCUGUAUAUAUUUUUACUUCUUCAGCAUAUAUAGUAACUUGUUUCCAUUCCUCCUCUUCACUUUCCCCAUCCCCUCGUUCUGAGCCUCGUUUGUCUCUCCACUAAUCCACUUUAGCUGAAUCCCCUGGCACUGGUCUUCUUCUUUCUUUAUAUGUGUUCUAGCCUUUAUUAUUUAAUCCAUAACUUCCUAUCAUUCUCUUUCUUCCUCUCAAUUAAAUCCUUCUUUCCUUUAAUUUUACUGUUUAGUGCUACCUUAAAGUUUCAUUUUGUACUUUAAUAACUUCUCCCACUGAACUUUACCCUCCAUUCUCCUCUUACUCUUUUUCUGCAUCUUUUCAAAUCCAUCCAUUUUUUUUUUUACAUAUUUUCUUUACUGACCACGUCUCUGUCCCCAUGGGGGCUGCAGUAUGUCAGGAUGGUGAGCUGGAUUUUCGUCUGAUUUUUGGUGAAGAAGAUUCUGAGACCACUUAUCCAAGAGGCACCCUGCACGCAAAUGCAGAUCAAGAAUCUGAUGAGCCUUCCUUAAGCCAUGACAUUACCUCUGACUCUACAGUAACCCUUAAUGCUGGAGGAGAUGGAGGGGGACUUGGAUGUAUAUCUAGGGCUGGCAUGCACUCUCCACCUCCAAGACGCGCCUCUGAACAAGAUCUCAAUGGGACAUAUGUCAGCCAGCCAUCACGUUUUAUUCCUCUAGGGGGGUCACGUUUUAUAGAGUGUCCCAGUAUACGCAUUACUAGUGACUCCCCAGGAAACAGUGAUGGGGAAUCAGAGGAGCAAGGCAGGAGAGACAUUUGGGAUGAUAGACCCCCUCGGGAUCAGCUUUUCCUUCCUCCAGAUCCAUUUGGUUACCGUGAAUCCUUCUUGAGCCCAAGUCCAGCAAGUAGCCAUUCUUCAUGGAGUUUUUUGUCCUCUGAAGCCUCAUCUUGUGAUUCUCUGGGACAGAUGUGUGAGGAGGUUGAGAGAGAACUAAAUGAGGCUGCCUCACGUUUCACUUUGGCUUCUCCACUUGGAUCUCCAAGGGGUUCUCCAAAACCAUGGGGUGGGCAAAGUGAUGAUUUUUGGUCAAUAGGUUCUGUUUCAGGACCCUCACCUACACCACGAGAAGAGUUGCUCUUGCCAUACCCACAUGCCCAGGUGUCCAGACCUACAUCUCCCUGUGGAAAAAGGAGAUAUUCAAAUUCUAAUGAAGAGGUUAUGCAACUAACUGGGUCUACUUCGCCAGCCCACUCUCGAAGGGGCAGUGUUGGUGAAGAUAAUAAUGCAAUAGAAAGAGAUGUUUCGCCUAAGCCUUGUGAUAACCAGCAACCAAUGCCAACCCCAUCUACUGAGAGAGGAGAUAACAUCCCACAAAAGGCCAGGAGAACCUCAGCAGAACAGACUGUGGCCCCAGUUAGACCUGAGGAAUCUACAAGUCCUGUAAAAUCCUCUCCUCCAGGAACAUUGUUAUCCGAGGAGGCCACUGGUGUCUUCCAUCAAAACAGGAAAGAAAAUGCAGGAAUGGAUUAUCUAGCUGUUCCUUCAGCUUUGGCAUGGUCAAAAGCUAGGGUUGGAGGGCAAAGUCCAAUAUUCAGGUCCUCCUCUCUUCCCCCUUUGGAUUGGCCUCUGCCUAGCCAAUUUGAAGGUUUGGAGCUGAGGGUAGAGAUGCAACCACGAACCCAUCACCGCGCUCAUUAUGAAACAGAGGGAAGUAGGGGAGCUGUGAAGGCUUCUCCAGGGGGACAUCCCGUAGUUAAGCUCUCAGGAUAUCACGAGAAACCAAUUACGCUUCAAAUGUUUAUUGGCACGUCAGAUGAACGCAACCUCAGACCCCAUGCAUUUUACCAGGUUCACAGAAUCACUGGUAAAAUGGUGGCAACGCCAAGUUACGAAGCUCUGGUGGGAAGUACCAAAGUACUAGAGAUGUCGCUUCUCCCUGAGAACAACAUGUGUGCCAAUAUAGACUGUGCUGGUAUCCUGAAGCUUCGAAAUUCUGACAUUGAGCUUAGAAAAGGGGAAACAGACAUCGGUCGGAAGAACACCCGGGUCAAACUUGUGUUUCGGGUACAUGUUCCACAAGGAGCUGGCAAAGGAAUUUCAUUGCAGGUGGCCUCCAUACCUAUAGAAUGCUCCCAGCGCUCAGCCCAGGAGCUCCCCCAGGUGGAGAACUACAGUCUUAGUGCAUGCUCAGUGAAUGGCCGGGAAGAACUGUUGAUCUGUGGCUCCAACUUUCUUUCUGACUCUAAGGUUAACUUCCUAGAAAAAGGUCCAGAUGGAAAGUUACAAUGGGAAGAAGAAGCAAAGGUUAACAGACUAAAGAGCAAUGAGUCCUUGUUGUCCGUGCAAGUUCCGGAAUACUGUAAUAAGGAGAUAACACGACCUUUGCAAGUCUAUUUUUACAUCUCUAAUGGGCGCAGGAAGAGGAGUCCCAUGCAGAGUUUUCGAUACUUACCCAUUAUUUUUAAGGCAGAGACAUUGCCGGAAUUAGCUCUACACAGGUUCCCCUCUUCCUCUCUGACUAAUUCAUGUCACCUUUCAGUAGAUUCAGGGCAGAUGGAACUUAGCACUUCCUUUUUGCCUCCAUUGCAAUCUAACUUGGGGGAUACCCCUAUGGAGGUCUCACCAUAUUACACAUCUCCACAUUCAGAGCAUUUUUAUCCAGGUGACUCAGACUGUGCAGUUGGCAGCAGCUCUUUCAUGGGAUGCUAUUUUGAUCCUCCGGUACCUACAGAUUUUAAAUGUCCUCCAUCAUAUCCUGAGAAUGGGUGUGAUGUGUCACUGUCAUUGCCUUUCCACUCUAACUCCAAUCCUGCUCUCCCUCCCAGUCCUGUUCCUUGGUCUCCACAACCCUGUUCAUCCCAUUCUGCAUGUGGCUCUACAUUUGGGGGUCCUUUGUUACCCCACUUAACUCAACCCAGCAAAUUGAAUGAAAGACUUGCUGUGUCACAGGAAGAUUACUCAGCCUCUCCAAACCUUCCAGCCUUAGAAUUUGAUACCACUGCCCAUCCUUUCUCAUCCACUUAUCAACCCUUUACAGCCUGUGCCCCUCCGUCUUAUACCACUUUGGGUGAUGGGGAGAGGUUGGGCCCAACACAAACUGUUGAGUCUUCUACUAUUCCAAUAGUGAGCAGAGUAGAUCAGUGCACUCCAGUCCAACAGUUUCCUUCAAACUCUAUCCCAGAUCACCAAACCAAUCACUUAAAUUUACAGGUACAGAAAGGCAGAGCAGUAGUUCAGACAGUAUUUGCAGCUGCAUCUCCAGGUUUGCCCCCGUCAGAAGAGGCAUCUCCACCCCAAGCAUUUGCUCCUACUUUCCAUAACUUAUCCUCUUGUCGAGCUUCUUCACUCACUUCCCUCUGUCCCUCUUCACAUCCUUCUCCCUUCUCAUCCCCUUCAUCCCCUUCUAUAUCCAUCAAUCCUAAUCAAAGUUCAGAGCUGAAUCGAGAUGGUACUCAUGCCUUAUCUCCAAACAAGAAAGAGGGUGAUGCCUGUUUCAACCAGCUUUCCAAAGAUUACCCAAAGUCAACAAACAGCACAGAAAAAGACAAGGCAAAAGAGGAUGGGCAAGAGUUUGAAAGAACAUUUCAUCCCAUACCUAUCCAGGGGAUCACACUGGAAGAAGUGAGUGAGUUUAUAGGCGAAGAUCUGCACAGUUUUCCAGAGCCGCAUCAAGAGGAAUAAUGCACGGUGGCACCAAACAAUACCCCAAAUGGUCUUGGCCUUCUCAAGCUACUCAGUCAAAGGAAGGACUGUUUACCGUCAUCAACCUUUCCAGAAAAUAAAUCUACCCUUGGCAGGAAAACCUUCUAUAUUCUUUUUGAAUUGUCUAUUAAUUCUUCCAUGCCCCUAAUGCUUAAUAUUCUGCUGUAGCAUAUUUAAAAGCAGUAUAACUUUUGCAUUUCGCAUGAGUUUGCAGUAUUCACAUUUUUGCUCCAAAAUAUUCUGUUUCUUUACAGCAGAACAUUGUUGGAAGGGACAUGAGAGUGCUCCAUAUAUUCAUGAAUAUGCAAAGAUUUGGUCUUCUGCAUCUUUCACUUAACCUGUACCCAUUCACAAACUAGUCGGAAGACCUCAUUCUUUGAGUGUACUGACUUUGUGGGCAACUGAUUCUUGAAGCAUAAACCAAUGCAACUAUAUACAUCUGUUUUACAUUUAUGCCUAUUGCUGGGUCUGUUACCAUAACAGUUCUUUGAUAUAGCUCCUCCUGUGCAUGAGGAUUCUCUUUUAGUUAAUACAGAGCUGGGAUAGCUCUGAACCAUUAUGAAUACAUGGGAAUGAUUUUGACAGCAGUAUAAUUUCUGCAAUAGAAAGGAAUAUGCAAUAAAUGAUUUAUGCAGCAGCUUAGGCAGUCGUAGAACUUCAAGUCCCAUUGUCAUUAAUCAGAAUCCAGUUGUACGGAUGUCUAUCCAGUUCUACGGAUGUACAGAGAAGCACAUGUUCACCAAAUGUGGAUUAUUAUGUAUAUUUAUAUAUAUAUAUAUAUGUGUGUGUGUAUUAUUUGUAUUUUUAUAUAUGCCAGUUUGGCCUUUUGUAUGUCUAUAUUUUGCAAUGGAUUGAUUAAAAAGAUGGUAAGA